This is a messenger RNA of Hippocampus comes (tiger tail seahorse), 3834 nucleotides long. It is a transcript of the gene snx33, whose product is annotated as sorting nexin 33. The record is from RefSeq and is a predicted model, not a curated record. Gene Ontology annotation, cellular component: cytoplasmic vesicle; plasma membrane. Gene Ontology annotation, biological process: cleavage furrow formation; protein transport; endosomal transport. Lineage: Eukaryota; Metazoa; Chordata; Actinopteri; Syngnathiformes; Syngnathidae. The transcript is spliced from 2 exons. The coding region runs from base 810 to 2498 and encodes 562 amino acids. Gene Ontology annotation, molecular function: phosphatidylinositol binding; protein binding.
CCACUUCUUUCUCAGGGAAAGACUCCUUGAAAGAGAACAGACGAUCUCGCCUCCAAUUGUCUCAGUCUAACGUCAUGGAAAGAGUUACUUCGUAUCGGGGCUGUAAGGAAAUAGAGCCACAGAAACAAUACCGGCUCGCCUAAAGCGGGAUGAUGCGCUGUUGUGAUUUUUAAAAGGAUCGAGCGAAGAUGCCCAGCAACCUGCUUUCGAGACUCGGGGAGCAAGUUUGUGUCUGAGGGGAAGGAAGGACGGGAAUGUGGAGCUGCCGCUUCACCAUGUACACGGAUACAAUCGUUAUCAACCAAAGUGCACUUUUUGGAAUUAUUUGCCUCCGGGACCGUUUCCAGGAUCCGUAAUGUGACGAAAGUGCGAGAAGUGGGGGGAGAAAAAAAAACGAAAGGUUCCGGUUCACUUUUGGAUUAUCAAAAGUCUCGUUGCAGGAGCUAGAUUGUGAAACCGGUUUUUAAACCGACUCGUUUGUUACACGAAAGUAGAACUCUGGGCAUUAACGAGGGCAUUUGGGUGCAUGCAAAUGACUUAGACUAAAGAUUGAAUGCAUCGAUGGGCUAGUAAUAUUCUCAAAAACAUUGGGGUGCAGGUCGAGCUUAGUCAUUAAUAAAUCAGGCGUAGUAAACAGUUGUUGACUGACGGUGCUGUCGCACACCUGACCCAUGUCAUGUGAGAUGAGUUGAAAUAUUCAUUAAAGUGUCCUAGAUGUUUCCAAUACAGCUGCUCAGCACCAUGUGCGUGUAGAUUGUUUUGGAACUAUUGAUAUUAUUGUUUUGUAACCGGCUCUGGAUCAGGUCAAGAUGUCGGUGAAAGCCAAAGCCUUGUACACCUUUCAAAGUGAAAACAAAGAGGAGAUUAGCAUCCAGGAGAACGAGGAACUGAUCAUCUUUGACGAGAACUCGGUGGAUGGGUGGUUCCAAGGGGAGAACAGCCGAGGGGAGAGAGGUCUCUUCCCGGCGUCCUACGUGGAAGUCAUUCGCACGCGUUCCAACUCCAACGUGACCGACUGCUCCAUCAGCCCGGCGGGUUCUUUGGGCAAUGACUCCUAUUUCCUGCCCUCCACUACGAACACCACCCUCAACACGCAACCGACGUACUACGAUAUCGACGAUGACGACGACUGGGACGACUGGGACGACAGGUCCACCGUGGUGGAGGACGCUGAUAUCGAGCGCAGCCCCGGGGCCAAUGGUCACUCGCAUCAGAACCCGCCAUCCAACAACCCCAACGUGCACUACAGGGCCAAGCCGCCCAUGGAGAGGCAGGACAGCAUCUCCAGCGGGAGGAAAGGCAGCAUGGUGGGCCGCAAUUUGAACCGCUUCUCCAGUUUCGUCCGUUCUGGCGUGGAAGCGUUUGUGCUGGGGGACGUGCCCAUGAUGGCGAAGAUAGCCGAGUCCUACACCAUCGAGAUGAGCCCCCAGGGGCCCAGAUGGAAGGAGAGCCCUCAGCCUUUCUCCUGCUCCAUCGAAGACCCCACCAAGCAAACCAAGUUUAAAGGCAUCAAGACGUACAUUUCGUACCGCGUGACACCGAGCCACACGGGUCGGCCCGUGUACAGGCGCUACAAGCACUUUGACUGGCUCUACAAUCGCCUGUUGCACAAGUUCACCGUGAUCUCGGUGCCUCACCUGCCGGAGAAGCAGGCCACGGGGCGCUUCGAGGAGGACUUCAUCGAGAAGCGCAAGCGGCGGCUGAUCCUGUGGAUGAACCACAUGACCAGCCACCCGGUGUUCUCCCAGUACGAAGGCUUUGAGCACUUCCUGAUGUGCGCCGACGACAAGCAAUGGAAGCUGGGCAAGAGGCGGGCCGAGAAGGACGAGAUGGUCGGGGCGCACUUCAUGCUGACCCUUCAGAUCCCCAACGAGCACCAGGACCUUCAAGACGUGGAAGAACGCGUUGACACCUUCAAGAACUUUGCCAAGAAGAUGGACGACAGCGUCAUGCAGCUCACUCACGUCGCCUCGGAGCUGGUUCGCAAGCACUUGGGCGGCUUCAGGAAGGAGUUCCAACGACUGGGCAACUCAUUCCAGUCCAUCAGCCAGUCGUUCAUGCUGGACCCUCCGCACAGCUCCGAGGCCCUCAACAACGCCAUAUCCCACACUGGCCGCACCUACGAGAACAUUGGCGAGCUGUUCGCGGAGCAGCCCAAGUACGACCUCUUCCAUAUGCUGGACACGCUGUCGCUCUACCAAGGCCUGCUAGCCAACUUCCCAGACAUUAUUCAUCUACAAAAAGGUGCCUUUGCCAAGGUGAAAGAAAGCCAGCGGAUGACCGACGAGGGCAAGAUGGACCAGGACGAGGCCGACGGCAUUCGGAAGCGCUGCCGGACGGUCGGCUUCGCGCUGCAGGCCGAGAUGAACCACUUCCACCGUCAGCGUGAGGUGGACUUUAAGGACAUGAUGCAGGCGUACCUCAGGGAGCAGAUCGCCUUCUACCAGCGCGUGGUGCAGCAACUGGAGCGCACGCUGCGCAUGUACGAAUGUCUUUAAGGAAUGCCGCGUGCCAAACUUGGAGGACGCCCCGGAUUGCGCAUUUUCCCGAGACUGACUGUGCACCUAUCACAUCACGGACGACGACGUCGCAGCAUAUUGUUUAUUUUACAUAAUUUAAGGUAUUAUCGCAUUACGUGUAGGUUUUAAAUUCCCGUAGCGGAUCGUUCGCACGAAAGCCAUCAAACGGGUUCAGUCACCUUCCCCUCGUCGUCUCACGUUCAACAAAUACGAUUUGGCUCGAUCUGUGGAGCAGUCACCCAUCCAUAUGCUGCUGAAGUGCCUUAAAGCCACAUUUCCAACAAGCGGUCUCGUUCAGUUCAGUACGCUUAAUUGUGAUAUUUACCCAAAUGUAGUGUUGAUAAGUGGUUCCAUAUGCAUAAAACGCAAACCUUUAAAUACCUGACCACUGCAGUAGUUUGUGCUACACAGUGGCAGUUUUUAACGCAACAGCGAAUCAAUGGAAAGAGAGCUUUUGUUCACAAUGUUUUGUCAUUGUGUUCAAUGAAAAAUAAUAUCUGAAGUACUACAGGUAUCGAUACUCGGUAUCGAUGAGUACUCCAAGAUUAAAUACUCGUAUUGGUAUCGGUCUGACAAAACAGUGGUCUCGAACAUCCCGAGUGGAAAGCUUUGGAAUAACGGGCUCGCCGUCGACUUAAGUUAGCAUUUUUGCGUUGCUAACGGGAAAUAUGUAGACAAAGGCGGAAUGUUUGAGGGAAUCUAAGCAAGAAUCUGAACAGAAUUGUUUUUUUUAAGGACAUGUGACCAAAAAUGGCACUUUUUGUGUCGGGGGAGGGGGGAGUAAUAGAUUUUGUGACGCAUGUGUAUUUUUUCCAUGCACAACUGAUAUGGAAUGAAUGCUUUUGACAAGCUCUGUGACGUGAAUGAAGAUUUUUCCCGUGUCGGAUUGGCAUUCCCCUGUGCUCAUUUUGAGAUGACGACAUUCCUAAAAGUACCGAUUCAGCAUCCUAAAAAUGAACAGAUCCGUUCGUGGGUGCAAAUGUUGCCGUCUACACGUUUUAUUCUUGUUAGUUUUUUUUUUUAUACUCUUUAAUCAUGUCUAUCUGGCAUUUUCUCCCACCAGUCUGAAUUUUCCGACGUUUUUCUUUUUUUUUUUUUUCUAUUGCAGAGCUCAUUUUUCUCUCUGCUUUUGUAAUUGAAUCUGUCCUUGCGUGUGAGGAAAAUGUGCAGGCAGCCUCUGACAAAGAGCAAAAAGGAAAAGCGGAAAGGGUUUAGCUUGUGAAAAUCCCCUUCGAAAUAAAAUGCGGUUUCACGCUUGCGGUGAAACUUGACAAAUUAUUUUAGAUGUGUUGACCUUGAGAUUUUACAGGAUGUC